This is a messenger RNA of Vicia villosa (hairy vetch), 366 nucleotides long. RefSeq lists its product as uncharacterized. NCBI's taxonomy places the organism in Eukaryota, Viridiplantae, Streptophyta, Magnoliopsida, Fabales, Fabaceae. The transcript has a single exon. The record is from RefSeq and is a predicted model, not a curated record. The coding region runs from base 1 to 366 and encodes 121 amino acids.
AUGGUCUAUAAACUCUAUUCUAAGAUUCUGACAACCAGACUUGCCAAGGCCAUAGGAUCUAUCAUUGGGCUUAACCAAGUUGCGUUCAUUCCUGGACAACAAAUACACAAACAUGUUCUGCUAGCCUAUGAACUCAUUAGAGGUUACGCUAGAAAACACGGUACGCCUAGAUAUAUGAUUCAGCUUGAUUUGCAGAAAGCCUACGAUAUGCUCAAUUGGAAACCUUUAGAUACCAUUCUUCGUGAGAUUGGGAUCCCCGAUCAAUUUGUGAAAUGGAUUAUGAAUGGUGUUACCACAUUUACUUACGGAUACAAUAUCAAUGGUGAGCACUCCAAGUUAAUGCAACUUCAACCACCACCAUUCUAA